This is a messenger RNA of Camponotus floridanus (Florida carpenter ant), 1732 nucleotides long. RefSeq names its product serum response factor-binding protein 1. The record is from RefSeq and is a predicted model, not a curated record. The transcript has 2 exons. Gene Ontology annotation, biological process: maturation of SSU-rRNA. NCBI's taxonomy places the organism in Eukaryota, Metazoa, Arthropoda, Insecta, Hymenoptera, Formicidae. Gene Ontology annotation, cellular component: 90S preribosome; nucleus. The coding region runs from base 145 to 1341 and encodes 398 amino acids.
UAGAUUUUCUUGCUGAUUUCUUGAGAAUAGCGCUUUUUUUAGGCAAAAAGAAAGUUAUUCGUCUGAAGAGGGUUAUUUAUUUACAUAUUUAUUCCAAAGCUAAAUAAAGUGAUUUUUGCUGUGGGAAAUUAUUUUUAACACAAAAUGGCAAAAAUUGAAAUAAAUAACGAGAUUAUUCUGCUCCGACAUACGGUUCGUCAAGCACGAGUUUGCGUGGUGAAUAAGCUUAUCAAAGAAGCUAAACUCCUUCGAAACAAACAUGGAAAUGAAGUACAACAAGAAAAGUAUAAGAGAAAGGCUGAUAAACUUAUUGCUGAAGUUUACGCACUAAAAAGAAUUAAAGACGAUGAGAUUUCCAAGUUUGGUAUCACAAAUGAAAGAGAUUUGACUGCAAUAUUACAAGAUGAGUCUUCAAGUCAUUAUGAUCGUGUAAAAGCAAGGGUUGCAUAUUACAAAAUUUUGUACAAAAGACUGAUGCAAUUUAAAGAAAAGUUCCCAGACUGCAAAAAAUAUUUGGUAGAAGGAAAGAAGAAAAAUGUCAAGUUGAAGAAUAAAAGUGUCACUAAAAAAUCCUUAAAAGAAAAUCCUCAACCUCAGAAUGAAAGUUCAGAGGAACAAGAAAUUAAUUCUUGUAAAAAUAUUGAACACUCUCAACAUAAAUCUAAAAAUGAGAAAAUGUGCAACACUGAAUUACUCGAAACAACAAAUAAUUUGCACGAAUGUAAAAAAUCAUCAAAUGAAGAUAGCGCACCUCUGAAAGAGGAAAAAGUGUCAAGGUUAGAAGAUGAUACAUUGGAGGAUACAGUUAUACAUAAGCAAUCAAGUGUAAUUAAAUCAUGUAACGUUACAAAAGAAGCUACUGUAAAGAGAUUUACCGAACUCUUGGAGGAGCAAGAAUCUAACAAAAAUGUGGAGAUGUCUAUCAAAGUUCCAGAUUCUACAACUCAACAAGCAAAAAUAUCGGAUGAUUUUUUCAUUACAGGAGACAAUCAAGAUUCACAAACAAGUAGUGUUAGUGCCUCGACAUCAUAUGUAAGAUCUCACAAAUAUAAUACACGAACAUUCCAGUCAAGUAACAGAGUUGAAAAGCAAAACAUAAACUACAAAAAUAAUACAAAUUUAAAUAAAAGAUAUCAGGAUAAACAAUCUAAUAAAUCUGUUAAACGAUUAAAUAAUAAAACAUCUAUCAAAAUUAAUAAGGAUAUAAAUAAGAAUAAUUCAAAUAAUGUUAAUAACAAAGAAGAUAGUGAUUUGCAUCCCUCUUGGUUGGCUAAAAGAAAAGAACAGAAAAUCAUGAGCCAAAAAUUUCAAGGAAAAAAGAUUGUAUUUGCUGAUGAUUAGAGAUUAACAUGUUUAAUAAUUUAUAAUAGUAACAGUUCUGUAAAAUUAUAAUAACAAAAAACUUGUAAAUUGAUCAAGAACUUUGUAUAAAGAAUACAUUGCAAAUAUAUGUCUGUCAUUAUUUUAACACAAAUGUAUACAUAUGUACAUUUAUUUGAUGUAACUUAUGCAAACGUUUUAUGUGAUAAUAUGGUAUUUUUUUAAUUUAUAAAUAACCUGUAAUGUUUGUUAUACACACAAGAUACAGUUAUGUAAGCUUAUAUAUUUUCACUCAUGUAUUCUACUUUAUGCAAAAUAUGUUAUAGACAUAUUAUGUAAUAACGUAUUUACGGAAAUAAUGUUUAGUCGAAAUGAACAAGUAAAGGUGAAUAAAAAUUUAAGAUCAAAUAGA